GUCGUCUAAUGACUCAGUGAAAACACAGACAAUGGACGAGGAUCGACCGAUUGCUCAGAUCAGUAGCGAAGUCUCUGCCGAUCUCGAACAUGACAAAGAUGAAGGAGCUACGACACUGUCAUCGCAGACUGUGAGGGCGGAAGUAGAGGCGAUCUCACUGGCAACUACGCAGGAGCCUGACUCAGAGAUCGCCGUCACUUCGAUGACCCCGCAAGAACAAGCAACUGUGGAAAGAACAGUUCAAGUUGAACCACUUAUUGGCAACUCAUUACCUCAGCCCGUGCGUCCUCCCCUCAAAGCGCGCGGAAGGUCUACCGCUCAGAUGGGCGGUAAGAAAAGUGAACACAAGUUACCUGUCAAGUCUUUGUCAACCACAUCAGUACCAACGGGGUCGCUUUCAGCACAUACAGGUGCCAAUGUGGUGCAGAAAGCGGGGCCGGGGCCCUGUGGCGUCACGUUAGCCACGACGUUGGCAGGUAAUAGUAAAGCACAAAAUACUCAGCAUGCGACGAGGAAGUAGAAAUGAUCGGCACCGUUUGGAUUUUGUAUUUAUGGCCGAUAGGAUUUCGUGCAGUUGCGCAGGGAUCUUAUCAGGACGAGUUGUUGUAGUAUUGAUAGUGAUGAUGUAUCG
Messenger RNA from Somion occarium, 631 nucleotides. The record is from the annotation of a GenBank genome assembly. Lineage: Eukaryota; Fungi; Basidiomycota; Agaricomycetes; Polyporales; Cerrenaceae.